AUGGUGGUGAAGAACAGGAUUGGAGGGAGAAUCAACACCUCUGAGUUCUGUGGUGACCAGAUUGAGCUUGGUGCUACUUGGAUCCAUGGAAUUGGAGGAAGCCCUCUUCACAAGAUUGCUCAACAAACACACUCAUUGCUUUCUGACAAGCCUUGGGAGUGCAUGGAUGGAAACUCAUCAGAUCAAACCACCAUCACCAUUGCUGAAGGUGGCUUCCACUUGGACCCUUCCAUUGUAAACCCCAUCACAAGGCUCUUCAAGAACCUCAUGGAUCAUGCUCAGGGCAAGAACCAGAAGAACAACAUCACUGAACGAGAUACUACUGCAAGAGGUGAUGAAUUUCUUCACAGCUUCUGUAAGAAGGUGUCAACAAGAGUUGGCUCUGCAGGCCUUAGUAUUGGUUCUUUCCUCAGGGGAGGCCUUGAUGCAUACUGGGAUUCCUCAAAGGAUCAAGAGGAGUUCAAAGGGUGUGGGAUAUGGAACAGGAAGUUGCUUGAAGAAGCAAUCUUUGCAAUGCAUGAGAACACGCAGAGGACAUACACAUCUGCCGGUGAUCUCUUGAACCUUGAUUACAAUGCUGAGAGUGAAUACCAAAUGUUCCCUGGUGAAGAAAUCACCAUUGCCAAAGGCUACUUGAGCAUAAUUGAGUACUUGGCUUCUGCUCUACCGCCGGGGGUAAUUCAGUUAGGUAGAAAAGUCACAAGAAUUCAAUGGCAACCAGAGAGACAUGAACAAAAUGGUUUCUGUUCUUCUAGGCCUGUGAAGCUACACUUCUGUGAUGGAUCAGUUAUGCAUGCUGAUCAUGUCAUUAUCACUGUUUCACUUGGAGUGCUAAAAGCUGCUAUUGGUGAUGAUCAAGGUAUGUUUCAGCCCCCUCUUCCAAAUUAUAAGGCUGAAGCAAUUUCAAGGCUUGGUUUUGGUGUUGUUAACAAGUUGUUUAUGCAAUUGAGCCCAACAACACAUCAUUGUAAAGACGGUCAUCACCGCCCUAAAAGGUUCCCAUACUUGCAAUUGGUUUUUCAUUCACCUCACUCUGAGAUGAGGCACAAGAAGAUACCUUGGUGGAUGAGGAGGUCACCUACCCUUUGUCCAAUCUACAAGAAUUCCAGUGUCCUCCUUUGUUGGUUUGCUGGGGAAGAAGCAAAGGCACUUGAGUCACUCAAAGAUGAAGAGAUCAUUAAUGGAGCUUCAGACACAUUCUCCAGCUUUCUGUGUUCUGGUUAUUCAUACAAUGAAGUUCAGUUCAGCAAAGUGUUGAAGACAAAAUGGGCAACAGAUCCUUUGUUUUUAGGGUCAUACAGUUAUGUUGCUGUUGGAUCAAGUGGUGAAGAUUUUGAUACAAUGGCUGAGCCAUUGCCUAGAGAAAGCACAUCAUCACCACCACUUCAGAUUUUGUUUGCAGGGGAAGCAACUCACAGAACCCAUUAUUCCACAACUCAUGGAGCUUACUUCAGUGGCCUUAGGGAAGCCAAUAGGCUUCUUCAACAUUAUCACUCCCUUGGGAUAUAUAACAACUAGUAUUUUUUUUUCCUUUUUUUCUUUUGCUCCUUUUUUAUUUAUUUUUUAGUCAUUAAUUUCUAUGAUAUGAUUCCCAUUUUUAUUUUAGACAUCUUUGGUUGUUUAAUUUUCCUAAAGUAAAGUAGUAAGUGGUUGGAGCAAAAAUUCUAGAAAUUAGAAGGUGCAAGAUGGAAAGUGAGAUGGUGGGGUCAUUUCAGCUGUAUGAAAUAAAUUUUCCUCACAUCUCUUCCUGUUCAUCCAAUGGAUGUUAGUUUCUUUUUGUUUGAUCACUUAUUUAUCUUCAAAUCAAGUUUGGCGAGGUAUUCACUUA
Messenger RNA from Arachis duranensis, 1828 nucleotides. Its product is annotated as probable polyamine oxidase 5. Gene Ontology annotation, molecular function: polyamine oxidase activity. The record is from RefSeq and is a predicted model, not a curated record. The transcript is spliced from 2 exons. NCBI's taxonomy places the organism in Eukaryota, Viridiplantae, Streptophyta, Magnoliopsida, Fabales, Fabaceae. Bases 1 to 1518 code for a protein of 505 amino acids.